AUGUGUUUCUUGGACACCAGUUCCCAACUCAUUCUCCCACAAGUGGCUGCGUCAUGUACCCACCCUCUUGAUGUCACUAAAGUUCGCAUGCAAACUAUAAACGCUGUCGCAGGAUCAAAACGACCUUCGACUGUGGCAAUCAUUCGGGCAUCCCUUGUCCAAUCAGGUUUUCCUAGCCUUUACGCGGGAUUGACUGCAUCUUUGAUGCGCCAGAUGUCAUAUUCACUUGUGAGGUUGGGGAGCUACGAAAAGAUGAAAGCUUACUUGUCGCGGGAUGGUAGGGCUUCAACGCCCCACCUCAUUGCGGCCGCUUGUCUGGCUGGGGGGCUAGGUGGUAUAGCUGGGAAUCCAGCAGACAUCAUAUUGGUAAGAAUGACCAGCGACUUGACGCGUGCCCCAGACAAACGAUACGCGUACUCGAAUGCCUUAGCCGGUCUAGUAAGCCUUGUUAAACAAGAAGGAUUGCAAGGCCUUGCACGAGGCCUUGGGACGAACACUGUCAGAGCCGUUUUAAUGAAUGCAUCGCAAGUAGGAUCCUACGAUUUCUUCAAGACUCAACUGCUUCUACGACCAAUACCCAUCAUCGACUACCAACUACAAGACAAUCUUUUGCUGCAUCUCAUUGCAAGUUGUUUCGCGGGGACCGUUGCAACUACCAUAUGUUCCCCGGCUGAUGUGAUUCGGUCUCGGCUCAUGGCGUCGUCAUCUGGUUUGACUUUCAGUCAAGUAUUGACCCAGUCAUUGCGAGAGGAGGGUAUUCGAUUUCUGUUCAAGGGUUGGACACCAGCCUUCGUUCGCCUGGCUCCGAAUACGGUUCUCCUCUUUGUUUUUUUUGAAUACCUCAAGAAGUCCUGGACAAGUGCAAUGUACUCGUAGAUCAUUGUUUGCUCAGGACUAAUCUAGUUUACAGAGGAAGAUAGAUCACUUCAUACCAUAGAUUUAGAAUGUACACCGACAUUGCUUGCCACUAUUACUUUACUUUACCGUAAAUAUUUUUCAUAGAACAGAGCUCAGGGCCACCUAG
This is a messenger RNA of Laccaria bicolor S238N-H82, 1024 nucleotides long. RefSeq lists its product as uncharacterized. Gene Ontology annotation, molecular function: thiosulfate transmembrane transporter activity; oxaloacetate transmembrane transporter activity; malate transmembrane transporter activity. The transcript is spliced from 9 exons. The record is from RefSeq and is a predicted model, not a curated record. Bases 1 to 876 code for a protein of 291 amino acids. Lineage: Eukaryota; Fungi; Basidiomycota; Agaricomycetes; Agaricales; Hydnangiaceae. Gene Ontology annotation, biological process: succinate transmembrane transport; malate transmembrane transport; phosphate ion transmembrane transport.